CGAAGCUACUAGACGGCGACGGCGAGGAGCGGCGUUGCGAUGAGCGCUGGUCCAAAGUCACCGCCUUCUCUCUUGUGUUGGGGAUGGAAGUGGCCAUGGGAUCCCAAUCCCUCAAACCCCUCUCCUUGCGGGAACUUAGAAGCUCCGUGGCUCUUCAAAUCUCUCCAAACCCUCGCCUCGCUCGGCCAAGACCUCCUGCUCCGAACCCAAACGCCCUCGCCCUCCUCGAUCCCUCCUCGGCCGGCGAGGCCUGCCGCUUCUCGCACCUGGAAUGAGCAAGGGGAGGCCGAGCAUCGCGCCCUGGCGCUGGCGCUGGCGAGUGGGAAGGAAGCGACCGUGAUCGAGUUCUACUCCCCAAAGUGCCGCUUUUGCAACUCCCUGCUCGAUCUCGUAUUCCGGAUUGGGGAGAAGAACUCGGACUGGGUCGGGGUCGUCCUAGCCGAUGCGGAGAACGAGAUGUGGCUCCCUGAGCUCCUACAUUAUGACAUCAAAUAUGUUCCUUGCUUUGUGCUUCUGGAUAAGCACGGAAGGGCAUUAGCUAAAACAGGAGUUCCUGCCAGCCGAUUACAUGUCAUUGCAGGUCUUUCACACCUCUUAAAGAUGAAGCAGCAAAACACGAAGAACGGAAAGAAGAUGCCUUUAUGAUCCCUAUCAAUUUCUCUUAAUACAGUACGCUACAAUCCAUCAUUUUUGUUCUUUUUUUUUUUGAGAAAUUAUUUACUCUGUUUGUAGUGUUGGUUGAUCCGUCAGCUUUGUUAUGAUUGUGGAUAUCCAUAACUUUAACGAUACUAGAUUACACCAAAUGAAUUUAUAUUAUGCUA
This is a messenger RNA of Zingiber officinale, 821 nucleotides long. RefSeq lists its product as uncharacterized. Gene Ontology annotation, biological process: cell redox homeostasis. The coding region runs from base 40 to 645 and encodes 201 amino acids. The record is from RefSeq and is a predicted model, not a curated record. The transcript is spliced from 2 exons. NCBI's taxonomy places the organism in Eukaryota, Viridiplantae, Streptophyta, Magnoliopsida, Zingiberales, Zingiberaceae.